AUGCCAACUGACACUGUAAGGGGUAUCAAGAACAAACGUAAUCGAAAAAACAUUUCUUAUAUAGCUCCAUCAUUGAAUAUAACACUUUUUCAAGAAAGCAAGCAAUUCUUAACUCAGAACAACGCAAGCAUCAAACAAUGUUGUAAAUUGAAAUUUCAUUCAUUUCUCUCCCAAGUAGAUGAAAUAUUGAUAAAGAUGUGCAGGAAACAUAUAAGUCAAAUAUUUGUGAACGCAAAAAAGAAGGCGAAACUUCGUAGAAGAUCUGGAGUCUCAAAAAGCAAAAAUUCAGACAACCUUUUUGACUUUGAAAACGACGAAGAUGUGUAUGACAUCAAUUCUGAGGAAUAUAAAUUGUAUCAAGAGCAUUUACGUAAAUCAUCAUCAGCGAAAAUGAGACGCUCAAGACCUGUCAACGUUGUUGAGUUGUAA
This is a messenger RNA of Naegleria fowleri, 429 nucleotides long. RefSeq lists its product as uncharacterized. NCBI's taxonomy places the organism in Eukaryota, Heterolobosea, Eutetramitea, Acrasida, Naegleriidae. The coding region runs from base 1 to 429 and encodes 142 amino acids. The record is from RefSeq and is a predicted model, not a curated record. The transcript is spliced from 4 exons.